UCCAGUCUGUUUUAAACUUUUCCCAGGGUGCAUGGUGUCCCUGCAUGGGGAGUGUUUACAGGACGUUAUCUAUGUCAGUGCCGGCCCCUCAUCCCUCUGAGUGGGUUUCUGAGGAAUGUUGGAACAGGAUGGAGGAGUUCCAAAGGGGGAGUGACGAUAGAGAGACAGACAGACACCGGGAGAGAAAGAGAGAGAGAGGGAGAGGGAGAGAGGGAGAGAGAGAGUCUAUAUAUACAUCCCAAGGAGGCUGGUGCUCACAGGCACAGCUGGACUGCUGGAUAACUGGACUGUAGCCCACUGGAUAUUUAGCUAGAAAGGCACCAGCAAGGUCUCUGGUCGUGGAAAACAAAUUAGAGUAAUUAGUGUGAAAUAUAUAUUACAAAGAUGAACAGUGUGGCAGAUUGGCUCGUACAGAACAGGGACAAGAUCGAGAAAGGUGUGGAGAUCAUGGGGCAAGCCUCUGAGGUACUAGCUGCCACUGUGGGCCAGCUUCACCCUGUCUUGGAGGCUGUGUUCGUGGCUUCAGCCGAGAUACUCAGCAACCCGGAGGGCAAAGAGGCCCGCUACCUGACUCGGCAAUUCGAACUGGUCAACCAGCAACUUGAGGGAAUCCAAGAUGAGAUUGAUAAAAUUGCUCUGGAGCUACAGAAGACGUCCAUGAACAAGCAGAACUUUGAUCGAGAGGCGCAGAUGCUCAGCCAGUAUGAAAAGUUCCAGGACUUUGUCAACGCCAAGCCAAAGUUCAAAGAGAAGAAGAUGGAGAAGUUCAUCAGCCAUUAUGAGAACACUGAUGGUGACUUGAACUUGGACGCCCUCUACAAUGCUGUCACUGGGGAGAACACCUCAGGAGACCCUAUGCUGGAAACUGUAGUCACCACAGAGCAGAGAAGCAGAAGGGCAGUAGAGGAUUUCUGCGCACGGCUGAAGAAGCUCUUUGUGGUUGGGAUUAUUGCCGUCAUGGGCCAUGCCGCCCUCAAGGAAGGAGCGGUGGGGGAGGAGAUGAUGAAGAAGUGGCAGGGACGGAUGGAGGAUGUGGAGAAACGUAUGAAAGCGGCUGUGGAUGACUGUACAGAGAACUUUGCAGAUCAAGCCAAGCUGGACAUGGAGCACCUGCUUCAGGAGAAUCCUGGCACUGUCAACCGCGACUUCACCAAAUCCCUUCUGGAUUCACUAAUUAAGAAAUACGACUGGGUGAACUGGUCCAUCAGGGCCUUCAGCGACAGGGAGCGCAUUUUCUUUUUCAACUGGCUGGCAGGAAAGAAGUACCAUGGAAGUGGAGGGGCCAACUGGUUCGACAUUUUGACCAACAACAAGAUCAAAGUGGUGGUCUCUUUCUGUGUUAACCCCAAGCCCAUCAACAAGAGUCAGAUCCAAGAGCAGAUUGAGAGCCAGAAGCUAAAGGGGAACAUGAUGGGAGUGGCUCUGUCUUUGAGUAAGAGCUUCCCCAACUGCCUGGUCCAUGCUGUCAGCCAUUACAAGGAGGUGGUGGAGAUCAACAACUUCCAUGAGGAUUGUUACUACUAUGGAAAACACAAAAGAGCCUACCUGUGUAUCCAUCCCGAGUAGGCUUACAGAAAAACAUGAAGUCUAGCUGCAUACAGGAAGAAAUGAGCUACAGAUAAAUUCAUGAUUGUCUUUGCCAGAAACCUGGAAAUAUUUGCAUUAAAUAUAGAAAUGUAUUCAUAAAUAUUGUCAGUGUUGAAGCAUAAUCUGCUAUGCUAUGUUUCCGGUGAUUCAUUGUCUUACUUGUAAUGAUUUUUAUUCUUUUACAUAUAGAUCUUCCCUCUGUUGAUCAUACAGCAGCUUCAGGGUGUUAAAGAAAUUUCCGAGCCAUACAUCUCAAUGCCAGCUUUGACUUAGCCUUAUGAAAAUUAUAAUGAUUCUGGGAUAAUAUUAGGGUUGGGCGAUAUGAUGAUAUUAAUCUGUUAGCUGCCAGAGACUUUGCCAUACUUUUAUACCAAAGUACAUGUCCUAUUUAACCCUUUCAACAUUGCUGGGUGUGUCAGACCAUUGUGGGAAAUGCUGUAAAUCAAUGAGCGGGACUACUUUAUGCUGUUAUUAGAUGGGGUGCAGUAGCCAGAUUUGUCAGUUUGGAUUUACCUAAAAUAAACAAAUAUAUAUGAGCAGUU
This is a messenger RNA of Micropterus dolomieu (smallmouth bass), 2129 nucleotides long. It is a transcript of the gene rpz5, whose product is annotated as rapunzel 5. The transcript has 2 exons. NCBI's taxonomy places the organism in Eukaryota, Metazoa, Chordata, Actinopteri, Centrarchiformes, Centrarchidae. Bases 385 to 1566 code for a protein of 393 amino acids. The record is from RefSeq and is a predicted model, not a curated record.